ACUUCUGAACGUGUACUGACAACUCACAACUGUCAUGUCAAUUUCCUCUGGAAAUUGUUUGUGUUGAUUCAGAGGUUUCUCGCCGAUUUAUUACCUAAAAGUGUAUAAAAGUUAAUAGAGUAAACCGUUACAAAUUUUAAUUACUAAAGCACUUAAAAAUGAGUGCGUUAUUCAAUUUUCAAAGCCUGCUGUCAGUAAUACUGCUGCUAAUAUGCACCUGUGCAUAUUUGAGAUCAUUCUUCCCUAGUAUAAUGGAUAGAAAUAAGACUGGGUUUAUGGGAACCUUCUGGAAAUGUGCAAGAAUUGGUGAACGUAAAUCUCCAUAUGUUGCUGUGUGUUGUGUGAUAAUGGCAUUUUCCAUACUGUUUCUCACCUAAAUAAGAUUUAGUGCCUAUUGUUGUAAAUAAAAUAUAUACUUAAUACUCUCCAGACAGCAAAACAUUAAAAAUAUUGUUGCAUUUCUAUUCUAUACAAUAUUUUGUAGUUUCAAUACAACCAUCUGCUAAGCAAGUAUAACUAAUUUAUAAUUUUGCUGUUUGGUGAAACCACAGAAGAAUCAGUUAUUUUAUAAAAUCCAAUAUAAAAAUAAAAAACCUAAAGUAUU
This is a messenger RNA of Pectinophora gossypiella (pink bollworm), 604 nucleotides long. RefSeq names its product protein kish-A (gene ksh). The record is from RefSeq and is a predicted model, not a curated record. Gene Ontology annotation, biological process: protein secretion; intracellular transport. The transcript has 3 exons. Lineage: Eukaryota; Metazoa; Arthropoda; Insecta; Lepidoptera; Gelechiidae. Bases 159 to 377 code for a protein of 72 amino acids.